This is a messenger RNA of Plodia interpunctella (Indianmeal moth), 6869 nucleotides long. RefSeq lists its product as uncharacterized. The record is from RefSeq and is a predicted model, not a curated record. The coding region runs from base 545 to 3049 and encodes 834 amino acids. Gene Ontology annotation, biological process: regulation of transcription by RNA polymerase II. Gene Ontology annotation, cellular component: nucleus. Lineage: Eukaryota; Metazoa; Arthropoda; Insecta; Lepidoptera; Pyralidae. The transcript is spliced from 12 exons.
GCCGCAAGAUGCCGCUACGUGUGCUUUCAAAAUCCCAAUCGGCCACCAUUGUUGAAGGCGAUUCCAUUCUAUAGUUUGAUGAAUUUUACAAUUUUUGAGACAUAUACUGGUGAAAUAUUACUUACUCACUAGUAAGAUACAGUGAACAAUAUUCUGAAAAUCGUUUUAUAAACUUUUAACGCUGUUACAGUGCUUAUUUUCAAAACCUAAAUGCGUUCAAAAUGUCACGCGAAGUGAGCAUCGGAUUCGAGAACACCAUACCAUGCACGAAAUAAAUGUAGUUUUCUUUUGAAAAAGUGUUUAUUUAACUAUUAAAAGUGCUGAUCUCUGUUUGUAUUCUUUGUGGUGAUGCAUUGGAUCAUCGAACUUUAACGUGCACACAUGAAAACGUUUCAGAAGAUUCUGUACACGUCGUAAGGGAGCGCAGUUACGCGGGCGAAGGCUCCUAAGUUGCCGGCAUCAUUAUGGUGGACUGAGAGAGUGUUUGUUGACGAAUCAGUGUUGAUUACAAGUUGUAAACAGUGCAGCGAAGGCUCCGCGCACAAUGUCUGGUGGUUCGCAGCACAAUCCCAACGGGCGGCAAUCACAAAUGGGCCCCAGUUGGAGCCCCUUGCAGGUGUUACAGAUGGCGAACUUGCUCGCGCGCGCGCCGCAAGCUCACAUGGCAUCAGAGAGGGGAGUCACUUGGCACACCCCGACGCCUCCGCCCCAUCUCUAUCACGUGCCAGCGCCUUCGCCUCCAGACCCACUUCAGGGUCUAUUGCAAUUGCAGGCGAUGAAAAACGCGGGAAACUCUGUGUUCAGACACACGGCGACCCCGCCCGAACUCUACCGACACACGCCGACGCCGCCCGACAAACAUCACAUGAGACAUACUCCGUCACCUGGAGAUGUGAAAGGUGGUUCCACGCUGCCUCCAGCUGAAUUGUACGCACAUUUGGGACCGGGAAGAGACAAACUGCGCCCGGAAGAGCUUCUAAGCUACGCCCGCGUCGGGGUCGACCUCUCAGUCGGCUCCCGCUCAGCCAGCAACGGCUCAGCCAACUCGCUCUCAAUCAGAGACGCGCCCACCAUCAACAACUCUUCACUCAAUAGCCCAUCGCUCUCCGUUCGCGACGCGUCUUCUAUCAACAACUCAUCGCUGCUAAACCCUCUAACAGUGCGCGACACCACGAUGAACAGUUCGCCGAUAACAGUGCGGGACACGACGUCGAUAAACAGUGCGCCUUCCUUAACAGUGCGGGAUACAACAUCGAUAAACAGUGCAGUGCGCGAUUCGAUAAACAGUGCGUCGUUGACAGUGCGUGAUACGUCAUCGAUAAACAGUGCUCCGUCGUUAUCAGUGAGGGAUGCCCCGACUAUAAACAGUUUGAUAGCUAGGGCUGCGCCCCGGCCUCCGCAUGCGAGGGUGGACGCGUUGUUGGAGAGGCUGGUACCGUCUCCGGUGUCGCCACAUUCUGUUAUAGUGCAUUCUAGGGCGCAGCCCACGCCGUCGCCGCCGUCGUCUAAUGAGGACUCUGCGGACUCAUGCGGCGCCGCGCCCGGCUCCAAGCGGAAGCGGAAACCGGAACGCACCAUCCGCGUGCCGUCCGUGCCCCCCUCCGCGCCCCCCUCCGUGCCCCCCUGCGCGCCCCCCUCCGCGCCGACGCCCCCGCCCCCCGCCGCCCGAGUGUCCCCGCAAGAAGUACAGAAGCCGUUAGAGAAUGGAGAUAUUCACGCGCAGAGAAAUGGACCUGAAGACCACCCGCCUACGCCACCGCAGAAGGAACACCAGCAGAAGCCGGAGAGGCCGCUGCCCCCCGCGGAGACUCCGCCCCCGACGCGCAGAAAAUCCCGCUCGGGCUCCGCCGAGACCAUCGCCGACAUCGCGGCUAUGAUCGCCAGCACCACCAGCGCCGCCGCGCGGCAGACGCCCACCAAAACUGACGACUUCGCGAGGGACGCCAACCCCGUGACCAAUCCUGCUACUAUUGACACCCUAAAGAGCGUCCUGGCCAGUCCGGAAGCCAAAAAGCAAGAGUCCGAGACAGAAGUAAAAAAAUCUCCACCGAAAUCCGAUGAGAAUCCUUCCGAAGCGCCUCCAGUCGAGACAGCGGCUGCCCCGAGACGAAGAAGCGCUAGGACUUCCAACACCGAAGCUACCAACGUACCCAUAGAGUCCCCAUCGGAAGCAAAGCCUGCGGAACCGGAAACAAGUGGAACGAAAAGUGCUGAGCCAACCGCAGCCAGCUUCGUUGAGGUGGAGAAGCAGUUGGAGAACAUGUUUGCCGGGCUGGAGGAGAGUAAUAAUGAAAGUGAGAAGCAGACGAAAGCGAGGAAGCGGAGAAAAUCGGCGCCGACCAAAGGAGAGCGCAAAGAAAGGAAAGCUAGACGAUCCAGCCGCGCGUCAGAGGGAGACGACACUCCGCGGAAGAAGAUGGCGCGGAAACGGUCUGACGUCAGCCGCGGGAAGAAGAAGGAUGUAUCUGUCAGAGAUGCCUAUGACUCCGGCAGCAACGCUAGCUCCAGCCGGUCUAGGGGACCUUACAUACAGAUCCGCGGGCCGCGCGACUCGCCGCUGUCGGUGUCGGUGAUGAACGCGUGCGCGGAGGAGGACGCGGACAGGAGACAGGAGUACCGCGUGCGCACGCGCGGGCUUCACGUGAGCACGCUGGGGCUGCGCUACGACGCGGCGGCGGCCGACCGCAGCUGGCUGUGCGCCUUCUGCGGCCGCGGGCCCCACAGCGACGCGCUCGGCGAUCUCUUCGGGCCCUACGCGCUCGACGACGACACAGAACAAGAGAUGGAGUCGCAGCCGGCGUGGCUGCACGCGGCGUGCGGCGUGUGGACGCCGGGCGUGCUGGCCGCGGGCGCGCGCGUGCGCGGGCUCGGGCACGCCGUGCGCGUCGCGCGCGCUGUGCGCUGUCUGCUCUGCUGCAAGCCCGGCGCGACGCUGGCGUGCAGUGCACGCGGCUGCCGCGCGCGAGGCCACGUGCCGUGCGCGCGCGCCGCGCGCUGGGAUCUGCAGGAGGAGACCUUCCGCGUGCGCUGUCCCGCUCACACCACAUAGCGGCUUACAGAGCUCCUCACUCGAAUCUCACGUCUCGAUCUUACUCUCAACACUCGGUGAAUUGUGAAGUGUUCGCUGGUGGACUCCGGAAUAUCAAUAGUCCUGUCCGGACUCGUGAAAUUGUGUGACUGUGAAAGAGGUUGUAGCCCUAGUUGUGGUGAAAUACAUAGCUGGAUUGUGAAUUGUUUGCUCGUGUCUAAAAAGAGUUGUGAUGACAGUCUUCUUUGAAGUUAAUAUAUAAAUGAACAACACUCAAUGGUCAACACUAAGCUUACAUGCAAAUGGACACAAACUCAGAAACAGAUUUAACACGAACUUCUAAUAAUAAUGUUAUCACAAAAAGUUUAUUAUUAUCAAACUGAACAUUUUUAAGAUUAUGUGUUGAUCAUCAAAUGUAAAUCAAUAAGUAUGAUAAAAUUAUUAAAUUUACUUUUAUCUAAACACUGGAUAACUAUGACCAAAAACCUAUAAUGAAACACAAUAAACAUAUUGAUGAUACUACUUAGCAGCCAAUCAAGGCAUGCAGCUCAUUUGAUGGUCCACGGUCACCGUGGUGUCACAUGCACAAUGCUGACCCCGAAUCAUUGUUUAAACUUAUUAUAUUUCAUUAUUGAAUUUAUAAAUAUUUCUAAUAAACUCAUCAUUAGUGUGAGAAUCGCAAUAUAUACUUUAUGUUCCGUUCAUAGAUGAUUGACACAUACAUACUUGACAGCUAAAAAUCCUUCAAAAUUAUAUAUUACCUAUUAUUAUAAUAGUAUUUAUUUAAGCUUAAUUGCACAAAUAUACAAUUUCUAAUAGUACAUUAAGCUGACUUAGUGCUAAAAGCAUUAUAUAACAGUCAACCUUUGGGUCAUACAUAAAAGUAAUCUAACAACUACACCUGAAUCUUGCACCUUAUUGCUAUCAUUUUUUGAGCAGCAAACUGGUGAUCAGUCCUUCAGUACUGGGACUAUUUCACCCAGAUCUUGAACCUUAUAGAAGCUAUUAUAAAUCAACUGGUCUGAAAAAAUCACUUGAAACAAAGAAGGCUGUCAUUUUUAACAGCGGAACAGAUUUACUUUUCACAAGUUUUGAUGCGAAAUAUUAAAAUUCCAACGAAUCGACACAGCCCGUAUAGAAAGUAUAAUGUUAAUGUGGAAACAAGAGUAGCCUUUAAAAAAAAUAGAAGCCUUGGAAAUAGCAGCCUUUGAUACAAGCAAAAUAAACAAUAGAUAACUUUUAUUUUUGAUAAAUAAAUUAGAAUAAUAAUUGCUACAAAUUGUGGCAGUAUUAUUUUUGUCAUAUGAAUUAGAUAUAUGAAUUCCCUUUGAACUUUGCUGUGUACUUUUUGUGGUGCACCCACAUCUAUCUCUGAGGUAUCGCGUAAUAAAAGAAAGGGCAUAAUAGCAUGUAAUAUGCACUGUUGCAUCCUUUCUUUUACAUAGCAAACAAAAGAGAUAGCUAUAAUUCGUCGUACCACGAAGUCUUGUCGAACACAUCACAACUUCACGGAUAUACGCAUAUCUGGCCGUGUAUUCGUGAAGUUGCGAUGUGUUUGACAAGACUUCUCCAUCAUACAUUUUGUUGUUUAUUUUGAUCUUUCCCCAUGUCAAAAUUAUUUUUUGAUGGAACAGCUGUAAUAUCCGAUGUUAGAAGCACACUAGCAUACUUAGUACAGUAAUGUUAAAGACCCAUUCAUUGUUUAUAUAUUCUCAAAAAUACAGUAAUUUAUUAUUUUGCAUAAUCAUUUUAAAGCAAAAUUUUAUUUACUUAUUAAUAAUAUCAAUUCUGAUAUAUUUUAAUUCAAAACAUAUUUUUCCGAAGUUAUUUAGAAACAGAGUAUAUUUAAAACUAUAUAUUCAUAUUUAUUAUAAUGAAUUACAAAAUUCGUUUGCAAGCGUGCUUCUAGCCAGAUUAAAUCCAACUCAGUAUCUCAGUAUGGCGCAUACUUCAAAUAAAUUUCCUUGGAGUUCGAACUUUCCAAAGAAAAAAAAACUUAAUUUCCAUUUCAAAUUCUUCUAUUAACGCUUCGCCCCUCUCUAGAUGUCUUAUGUAAUAUAGAGUGUAGAUACAAAAUGUUAACUUAGAUCUAAUUUAUUACUGCCCGAACCUCUGUUCCGAUUACAUAAUGUACAGAAUAUUUUACGAAUACGUUUAAUUUAGUGGUGAAUAGUUGAAAUUAGAAUUUAUUUAUGUAAAUAUAGAUUUAGUGUACAUAGUUCAUCCAUGGGACACCAUUUUUUUAAGUGUAACAUACAUAAUAGAAUAAUCAAAUGGAUACAGUAUUUCGUAGCAUACUUGUGAUGUUGGUCGCGUAGCUCGUUCGGAUGGUCUCGAAAUUCUGAUUAUGAUAGUUAAAGUGAAAAUAUGAACGCCCACAAUAUUUCUACAAAAUGUACUUAUAAAAAAAUAUAUAUUUAAAAAGAAUAUGGAGCACAUCCGAACAGUUUUGAAGCGAAAGUAUACAAUGAGUAAAUAAAACCUGUGCAUUUUUUUAUUCUUCCAAUUUAAGGCUAUCACAAUGUACUCUGUAUAAAAAUAUCUUUUUACAAAGUAGUGUAAAUAGAUUUUAAAAACUAUCUUUUUUUUUAACAAUCUAUGUAAUGUACACAUUUGCAUAAUUCCUUGUAAAUAUGAUGCUUUACUCAUUGUAAACUCGAAAAUGUCUCGUUUUCGACGACAUAUUAUUGUUUAGUAAACUUCGUUUCUAAGGCUGACGGUAAAACGGACAAAGAAGGAAGAUAUUGUCUCUGUCGCUCAAAGAUAUUUUGCCAAUACAUCACAAGGGCGUUGUCUGAACGGAAUGACGAAAUUACAGAGUGACAGGGACAUGUAAUCCGUUAUUCCGACGGCCCUAGGACCAAACUUUAUUUGGUAACAAUGCAGUGAUAUUAAAAGUAAUAAUGUUUACUUGAUGUAAUAAUAAUAUUUUAUGUGAACCAAUCAACUGUUCAGUUGCCAUUUUGAAUGAGAAACUAGUCUAAUUAAUAGUGUCUUGUGAUUUUUAAAAUUUAUAAAAUCGUUUGGGUCUAUUAAAAUUUACAAUUAAAAAUUUAGCUUGUGAAUAUAAAUGAGGCGACUGCAUUGUUAUAGGAGAGAGUGUAUCAUCUAGCGAACUUAAUGUAAUACCAGAAUUUUACGCUUAAUAUUUAAGGAUGCCACGUACAAGGAGCUUAUAGCCACAUUGUAGAAUUUCUAAACAUGUGUUCACGUUUAUCUCUCACUGAAUGGGAAGCUUUGUACAUGGACAGACAUUACAAUAAUACGAGUUGUAAAUUCAUUUUACUUCACAAAAUGAAAAAAACACCGUGCCUCUACUGUCAUAUUUUAUCUUCCAGUUCACAAUUAUGCCGUGUGUUUAUAAGCUUCUUGACUUUAUGCAAUUCUAUGGAAUACAAUGAACAAAUCUAAUAGUUACGAAAAAAAACUUAAUCUUACAAACGACACUGUAUACAGAUAACAGGAAAAAAAAUGCAUAAAAAUGUCGUGGCGUCCGUCGAUUGUAUUGUGCCGCAGGUUUUGCUGUACGCUGUGAAAUGAAUAAUCGUGUACUUUAAUUCCAGUGAAUAGAUGAUAGAAUUUAUCUAGAGAAUAUAAGGUACAAAUUUAUAGUAGGGAGAAUCGGGCCAGUUUCGUAUUUUUAAACUAAAACUUAGUACAUUUGGACGAGCAUGAACAGAAAUUAAGAAAGAAUCCCAAAGCCUUCAUAUUGUAAAUGGUGUAAGAAUUUUUUUAUCACAUACAGCAAAUGAUUACUUUAUUAAGUAUGUAAUUGUUAUAAAUUAUAUUUAUCAUGACAUUAUAAGCAAAUUUAAAUACAACAUGUUUAAAAUGAGGCAAA